Didymodactylos carnosus is the source of this 128-nucleotide messenger RNA. Lineage: Eukaryota; Metazoa; Rotifera; Eurotatoria; Philodinida; Philodinidae. The record is from the annotation of a GenBank genome assembly.
UACAAAAACAUCAGGAUGAAUUACAUUUACAUGUUUACGAUGAUGAUGUUGUCGGCCGAGAUUGUAUUGGUUCAUGUAAAAUUAAUUUAAAGAAACAUGUCUUUGGCAAAGGUGUCUACGAUGAUUGA